Messenger RNA from Diaporthe amygdali, 822 nucleotides. Its product is annotated as NAD(P)-binding protein. The transcript has 3 exons. Lineage: Eukaryota; Fungi; Ascomycota; Sordariomycetes; Diaporthales; Diaporthaceae. The record is from RefSeq and is a predicted model, not a curated record. The coding region runs from base 1 to 822 and encodes 273 amino acids.
AUGCUGAUAAACCCUCCUCUAGGCGGUUCAGUGGCCCAACUCCUCCUUCAGCACCCGAGCCAAUACCGCGUGCGGGCCGUGACUCGAAAUCCUAGUUCCGGUGCUGCGAGAGCCCUGGCAGCCCAGGGAGCCGAGGUCGUCCAAGCUGACUUGACCGUCCCAUCAACCCUUCCCCAAGUCUUCGCAGGAUGCUGGGGUGUCUUUGCGGUCACUAACUUUUAUGACUCGAAUAUCAAAGACGACCCAAGCAGUGAAGAGCAACAGGGAAAGAACCUCGUGGAUGCUGCUGUUGCUGCUGGGACAGUCGAGUGUCUUCUUUGGUCGACUUUGCCGAGCUCUAAGCAGAUAUCUGGCGGCAGAUUUGUGAAUAUGAUACUGCGCUCGCACAUGAAAUACGAUCCAGCGACGGAUACUAUCAAAUUCGAGCAGCCUAUCGUCAAGGCUGAUACGCAGCUAGCUAUGCUCUUUGUGGAGAAGGACCUUUCGGGCAUUGCCGUGGCUGUAUUUGACCAGUGGGAGUCCAAGAAAGACCAGCUUAUCCACAAAUACUUGUAUUGCAGCAACGCCAGGAUUUCUCCAAACGAUAUCGUGGCCUGCGUGCAAAGGAUCAGCGGUAAGGAUACAACUUACAGGAGGCUCGAGUCGACAGGUUGGAAGGACAGAGAUGUCAUGUUCCAGCUGUACAACGAGCUUGGCAUGUACUCCGGCAAGAGGAUCCCUGACGAGAAUGUUCUAGCUCUUGGGAUUGACUUACACGGAGUUGAAGACUUCGUACGCAGCCGGCUACUCCCUCACCUCGGGCUGGCCGCUAUAGAGGAUUGA